AAUCAAUAUGGGAAAUUCCCAGCAUUCAAGGUCGUAAAUACAUAAUAUUGUAAACGAAUCUGGAUGAUCCGAGCACAUAUUAAAACAAGAAAUAAUCCUCUAAUGACGAAAAGCAGUAGGGCAGAAAAGAACUUUAAGCAUGUCCGACGAAGGAUAUAUAAUUUACCAAUAUUAUACAAGAUCGUCACUUGGUCGUGGCAGCGAGAAGAAUGAUUCAUCACUUAGCAUCCGCCUCAAAGAUUGUGCUGGAAAUGUCAACAUGAAUCAAGUACAAUGCAGUCCAGGGCCUAGUUAUUCUAAAGAAUUGUCUUGUGAUAUAGUCAUUGACAAUGAAAAUGAUGUUAAUGAUGACGUGGGAAAGGGUAGGGCUACUGAUGACGUGAGGGCUGCAUGCUUACAUGAGAAAAAUGAUUAUCUCGACUUUGAGCAGAGCGUUGCUGUCCGAUUCUUUGAUUAUACGACUGGUAAAAUUCAAGUCGACAAAGUAUGUUCUGGAAGACUCUUUUCAGAUACCGAGCAGAGUGUUGUUGUCCGAUUCAUUGAUUAUUUGACUGGCAAAAUUCAAGCCGACGAAGUAUGGUCUGGAAGACUCUUUUCAGAUACUGCAUCGUCAUUACAUGAUUCGAUUCCUGGACUUUCUAGUGAACUCAUCAAGAGAAACCAUUUGAUGCCUCUCCAAAAGAAAUUCACGAAAAGAUUCUCCGAUUUUGAAGAAUUUCUCAUGAAGUUAGUACCAUCUAACUUGAAAAGAAAGGGAAUUAUUGGUUGGAUAGUUUUGGCUCCAAGAGACUUUCUACUUUAUGAGGAUUUUGUUAGUCUGACUGAAGCAUACACAGAAUGGGGAAGACUCCUGGAAGAGAAUGUCCCUGUGAAUUUCCCUUUGAUCCGGAAUUUAGCCGAAAAACAUAAUAUUUUUUCUGGAAAGUGGAUGAUUUUUCGACAAAAUGGUUUACAUGCUGAUCUUACUUGGAUUCGCAUAGCUCGAGCUCACGAAGACGGGAAGUUAGGUGUUGCCACGAGGAUUUCUUUAUUGCCAGUGGACGAAAAAAUGAAUUCAGGGGAUCAUGUUAUUUUUGUAUACAACGAUGAUUUCAGAGAUAGAAAGGCUGUCUUUGAACUAGAGAAAAAACUACGGAUGAUUGGAAUACGUUGCAGAAUGCUUUAUAAACCAUUGGUGUUUACUUUCUGCAAUAUUUUCACCCAAAAUAUAUGGAAAAUGAAGCCGUACAUAUAUACGAGUACAUACGACGUUAAGAAAACACAAUCCACAAUAGUGAAAACAUAUGAUUGUGCUUAUGACUGUAAUAAUGAUGAUUAUGACGAAGGGAAACACGAUGACCAUGACUAUUAUGGCGGUAAUAAUCUAUAAUCUAAGAUACGUACGGUAGGCCUACGAAGGAGCAUACUUUGUUUGUAUUUAAAACUACAGGCCUUAUUCAGAUCGGUUUAAGUGUGGAUCUGCAAGUAAAAACACAAUUUACUUGUGGAUGUACUUUGCUGUUAUAGCCUACUUUUUAAGACAAUAUAUAAACGACUGAGAAGUUUUGCGUUGUGAAGUACAAAUUUUGAAGUGCUUGCGGUACACCGAUAGUUCUGAAAAGUACUGUUUCGAUCAAGAUGCCUCCAUUGUAAUCAGGACACAUAAGGCCCCAUAAAAAAGAAUUAUGAGUUUAUCACCCUAGCACAGCGAGAGUUUCGAACCCCCGACCUCGAGUCCAAGCCACAACCGAUGCGCCAACCGCUUCUACAAUCAAAUAUACUCU
Anneissia japonica is the source of this 1763-nucleotide messenger RNA. RefSeq lists its product as uncharacterized. The record is from RefSeq and is a predicted model, not a curated record. Lineage: Eukaryota; Metazoa; Echinodermata; Crinoidea; Comatulida; Comatulidae. The coding region runs from base 140 to 1369 and encodes 409 amino acids. The transcript is spliced from 3 exons.